AUGCCAACCAUCAAAGCUGGCAACCGCGUCUUCCAUGUCACCGACAUCGACCGCGAGGAAUGUUCGCGCAUCGUGCCGUUGCGGGUGCUUUCCUUGGGCUUGACGCGAACGGGAUCUGAGUCGAUGAUGGAUGCACUUCGCAUCCUUGGCUACUACGAGGCAUACCACGGGUACCAAGCUAUGAUAUCAAACCCGCGCGACUGCGAGAUGUGGCAGAAGGCCCUACGGGCGAAGUAUGAUGGACUGGGAGAGCGCUUUGGGCGGGAGGAGUGGGAUCGGCUGCUGGGGCAUUGUCAGGCCGUCUCCGAUCUCCCGGCCAUUUGUUUUGCAGAAGACCUCAUCGAAGCGUACCCCGAUGCAAAAGUCAUCGUGACUGUCCGAGAUGUCGAUGAGUGGUAUGAAUCAAUGAUGACCCUCGUCACUUCAAUCGACACUCCCAUCAACACAUACAUAUUUGUCCCCCUCGUCAUCACACUCAACACCAUUUUCCGUUCCCGCUUCCGCCUCGUGCCCGAGACCUUCUUCAAAGCAGGGGAAUGUUUCUAUGGACCUGAUAUCCGCAAUGAUGCCCGGGAGACUUACCGUAACCACGUGGCCAAGAUCCAGGCUCUGGUGCCCAAGGAUCGGCUGUUGCUGUACCAUGUGACGGAAGGGUGGGAACCAUUGUGCAAGUUCUUGGGUCAGCCGGUUCCCGAGGUGCCGAUGCCGAGAAGUAAUACGAAGGCGGAUAUGCUGGCGCGGCACGAGGCGUGUAUGCAGUUGAAUUUGAGGGAGUGUAUGUGGAAAGCUGUUAAAGGGACUGUGGUGGUGGGAGCGGCAUUGGUCAUCUUCUCGAGAUCGAGUGGCUUGCAAUGGAAAUGGGAUUAG
This is a messenger RNA of Aspergillus saccharolyticus JOP 1030-1, 867 nucleotides long. Its product is annotated as sulfotransferase family protein. NCBI's taxonomy places the organism in Eukaryota, Fungi, Ascomycota, Eurotiomycetes, Eurotiales, Aspergillaceae. The transcript has 4 exons. Bases 1 to 867 code for a protein of 288 amino acids. The record is from RefSeq and is a predicted model, not a curated record.